UGCCUCCGGUUGAAUUUUACAUGAACCGUGUGAAUAACCGGCCGACGUUAGUGGCACCAUCUAUAAACGUCGAUGCUAAACGAUCGAUGCGAUCCCGAUGAGUGGCGCCGCCAGACGUUCAACACGACGCGCAGCUCAAAUUCGAAAUGAUCGCGCUCAGUAGAGUAAAGAUGCUGGAGCGGUGCAGUAUCGGUUGAGGAUCGGUCGUGCGCUGUUUGACUAGUUUCUUUUUAAUUUUGAACGGACCGGCCAACAAAUUUUGAAUAGAACGUUGCUGUGGUGCAUGUUGAUUUUUUCGUAAUUGUUUCGCCGACGGUGUUGUGUUGUUUGUUGUGAUUGAAGGGGAUUAUGCAACUGUGACAUAAAAGAUCUAGAUAACAAGGAUGCUGAGAGACAUUUCUGUUUCGUCUGGAAUCUUAUCUUCGAUUAGUUUUUAAGGUACAAUGGUGUGCAAACUACAUGUGAUUCAAGCGUCACCCACCAUCAUGACAUUAACUAUGUAACUCUGAAGACUGCCAAAUACUAAGACCACCAAAUGGGUGCUAACAUGGGAAAGAACGCAUCCUUACUCGAUGCCCUGCCGUCAGGCCAAGGAACGCUGCACGUGGUGAUGCUGGGCCUGGACUCGGCCGGCAAAACCACCGCCCUCUAUCGCCUCAAGUUCGACCAGUACCUCAACACGGUACCGACGAUAGGCUUCAACUGCGAAAAGGUGAAGGGCAUGAUCGGAAAGGCCAAAGGCAUCAACUUCCUGGUGUGGGACGUCGGCGGACAGGAGAAGCUGCGGCCCUUGUGGAAGUCUUACACCCGGUGCACGGACGGUAUAGUGUUUGUUCUGGACAGUGUCGACGUUGAACGCAUGGAGGAGGCCAAGAUGGAACUGAUACGGACAGUGAAAGCGCCCGAGAACUCCGGAGUUCCUAUAUUAGUUCUGGCCAACAAGCAGGACUUGCCAGGGGCCAAGGAGCCGAAAGAACUGGAAAAACUGCUCGGCUUGACCGAGCUGGGGGGUUGUGGUGCACCGGGGGGACACUUGUGGCAUGUGCAGCCCGCCUGCGCCAUCACCGGCGACGGUUUGCACGAAGGUUUGGAAGUGCUGUACGAGAUGAUACUGAAGCGUCGGAAACUCGCGAAAGAACGGAAGAAAAAGGCCAGAUAGAAGGUAUUUGGAGCUGUGAAUGGAUGCUCAGUGUAGUCAAUAUGAGUUUAGGUUAUUGUAAUUUUUUUGACUGAUUACGUUUUAAAUGUACGGAAUGACUUUGGUGAGCGGCGGGUCGAAAAUAAUUUGUUCGAUUACUGUCCGUGUAGCUGUGUCUUGAUGGAUUGGUUGUCUGGAUAAAUUUGCCAGAUGGUUUUGAAUGAGGUGUGGCAAAUAAUUACGUUGUAUGUUGAAUAAUUAGAAUGUUUCUUUGAAAAAUGAAGGUAGAUUAUAGCCCUUCUAGGACAUAGCAAAGGGAAUCAUUUUACAGAUUCCAUCACAGUUUUCCUAAUUGCACACAAAGUAUUUUUGAUCCCCGUUCACGUUUUCUAUAAUAAUUUCCACAAGUUAAUGUGGUAUUACACACAAUAUUUAUCUUUAAUAAUUAUAGGCGUACAUGCUAGAGGAUGAGUCAGUGUGGUUUGUUAGUUACUGAUAGAUGACAUGAAAACGAGAUAGCUUGCUCACGAUUUUUAACAUUUAGACAAAUAUUUUAAUAUAAAAAUCCUAGCAUGACAUUUUACAGUUAAAACUUAGUAUGUAACGCCAAGAUCUUGCCUGAAUGUUUAACACAUUUAAUCUAAAUUGUACAUAGUCAAUGGAACAGAAACGGAAAGCACAAAAAAUAUUAUUUUCUUACAAACAUCGGUCGUAUAUUUUUGAUCAAAACUUUUAAAAUUUCAAAAUAGUCGAACUAAAAUUUAAAAAUUUGUUCACGUGUUUCCAAUAAUUUGCUUUUGUUUGCACAAGCUUCAGAAAGUGAAGCCACUCACUAGAUUAUAUUUAAGAACAAAGAAAUCAGUGUGAAACAUUAACCCUAAAUAAUUCCCAAGCGCUUUAUUAUGUCUAAAAUGUGCAAUUCUAGAUAGUUAAUUAAUGAUAUUCUGAAAUUAAAUUAGCACUCAGGCUGUAAUUAACUACUGCUUAGACCGCUUUAAUCACAUCUUAUUGUACGUAUGUACCGAUGAUAGUGGUUAGAACGAAAGUAAAAGUUGAUGCAUAAACGAUUGUUUCAAUGGAAACAAUAACCGUUGAUUGUAAUUGAUCUCUCUUCAACCACAAGAAAAACCGUAAUUAGAAAAUAGAGUCGUGAUCUCAUUUUAACAGAAAUUUUAAAUAACGGACAUUAUGGUUAAUAUUGUUUUAAUUGGGGUAAUGCUGUUGAAGAUUAAGGAAGUUUAAUUGUUGACAAAUUUAAGUCCAUUGUAAUUACGAAAUCGGGGUCAAGCCUCGUGACUUCCAUUUUUCCUGAGUGCGAAUUUAGUUUCCGAAUGCAGUUCAACUUACCAGAACCAAAGGUGCUCGUUUAUUUUUAAGUAGGUUUAGUUCAUUGUUGUAUAUAGAAAAUAUUGUUACUACGUCGACUAGAAAGAUUCAAAAUUCGAGCAGCUACGACUUUUGUUUUAAAAAGUCGCCGUCGUGAUCAUUUUCAAUUUCAAUAGAAUAGUCCGUCCGGAGAAAUGCCACAUUAUGAUUUUAUCACAGGGUUGUGUCGAAAUUGACAAAAUUUAAAUGGAUAUUCGAAAACUAAUUGAUAUUUUGACUAAAUCUAUAUAUUUGUACAACAUAUCAUAGAUAUGAUUUUUCUUGAAAUAUUGUGAUAUUAAAAUUAGGGGGUAAUAUCUUUUGAACUGAAGGUUCACUAUCAAUAACGUUGUGUUGGUGCCAUUUUCUAAAUUAAAUUUCUCUUUGACGUAGUAACAGAUCGGUCGACCAAUAUAUUGAAAAACGAAUUGUUCGAUAAAACGGCCUUUGAAAACUCUAAAUGUUUUGUAUUAUCAACAUGUUCUCAAAAAAUGCUUCGACAAAUUUUUGUACACAUUUUGUACCUAUUUAUUUGAAAUGUGAUUAUUAAUACUAGGUGUAAACUAGAAUACUGUCAUUAUCUUAGCAUUUUUUGUGAUUCUCAUAGGAGUUUGUCUUACAAAUAUAUAUAAAAUGUUAAUUUUGAUUGUUUUUUAUUUUAGUAGUGUAUAAAUACUAUUUGUAUAACAUAUAGAUUUCUAUAUUUAAUUAUUGUUGCUAAAGCCAUCUAUGUAAUUCUGUAAAUAUGUAUCUAAAUGUAUAAACUAUUAUUUCUAUUAAACCAAUGUUUGUUUUUU
This is a messenger RNA of Aethina tumida (small hive beetle), 3300 nucleotides long. It is a transcript of the gene Arl4, whose product is annotated as ADP-ribosylation factor-like protein 4C. Gene Ontology annotation, molecular function: GTP binding; GTPase activity. Gene Ontology annotation, cellular component: cytoplasm. Bases 536 to 1159 code for a protein of 207 amino acids. The record is from RefSeq and is a predicted model, not a curated record. Gene Ontology annotation, biological process: intracellular protein transport; vesicle-mediated transport. The transcript is spliced from 3 exons. NCBI's taxonomy places the organism in Eukaryota, Metazoa, Arthropoda, Insecta, Coleoptera, Nitidulidae.